GAGGGCUUAUUUUUCGUCCAAAUAGAAGAAAAUAACGUUGAGAGUCUUGAGACUUGAGAGUUGAGAGAGGAUUUACAGAGGCCAAAAGAGAGAGAAAGAGAGGGAGAUAGCAUUAGCUGCUACAUCUUAAUUUUACAUGUAUGUUUCGUACAUUCACUCUCUGCUAUUUCUCUUCCCCUCUCUUUCUCUCUCCUCACAUCACCAAUCUUCACACUCUUUUGUUCUAAUCAUGAAACCCUAAUUCGCCGAUUUCACUUCUAAAAGCCAAACCUUGAAAUCAAACGUCAAAUUUUUUUUUAGAUUCAUGACAAUGGCGGAAUUAGGGCAACAAACUGUGGAGUUCUCGAAUCUCGUCAGUCUUGCGGCAGAAGAUUCAUUCAUCUCUUUGAAGGAAUUGGUGGAGAAAUCAAAGUCUUCUGAUAUGUCUGAUUCAGAAAAGAAGAUUAAUCUUCUUAAGUAUAUUGUCAAGACUCAGCAGCGUAUGUUGCGUCUCAAUGUUCUUGCCAAGUGGUGUCAACAGGUUCCUUUAAUACAAUAUUCUCAACAACUUGCGUCUACUUUAUCAAGUCAUGAUACUUGUUUCACACAGACAGCGGAUUCACUAUACUUUAUGCAUGAGGGGCUCCAGCAAGCACGUGCACCUAUUUAUGAUGUGCCAUCAGCGAUUGAGAUCCUUCUUACAGGAACUUAUGAACGUUUGCCAAAAUGUGUAGAAGAUGUGGGCAUGCAAAGUUCCUUAAAUGAAAUUCAACAAAAGCCAGCUUUGAAAAAGCUGGACAUUCUUGUACGCUCAAAAUUGCUUGAGAUUUCACUUCCGAAGGAAAUAUCAGAGGUGAAAGUUUCAGAUGGUACAGCGCUUUUGCGUGUGGAUGGGGAAUUUCAGGUUCUAGUCACUCUUGGCUAUAGAGGUCACUUGAAUUUAUGGAGGAUAUUACACUUGGAGCUUCUUGUUGGUGAGAGAAGUGGUGCUGUAAAGCUUGAAGAGUUGAGACGAUUUGCCUUAGGAGAUGAUUUAGAGCGGAGGAUGGCUGCAGCCGAUGAACACAAAAAUCCGUUCAUGAUAUUAUAUGCUGUUCUGCACGAAUUUUGUAUAGCCCUCAUCAUGGAUACUGUUAUAAGACAGGUCCAUGCUCUUCGUCAGGGAAGAUGGAAAGAUGCAAUUAAGUUUGAGCUUAUUUCUGAUGGUAGCACGGUGCAAGGAGGAAGUGGCUCAUCCAUGCAAAUAAGUCAAGAUGGAGAAUAUGAGGCAUCUGGUUAUCGUACCCCUGGAGUGAAGAUUGUUUAUUGGUUGGAUUUAGAUAAGAACUCUGGUACAUCUGAUGGUGUAGCAUACCCGUCUAUCAAGAUUGAACCAGGGCCUAACCUACAGAUCAAAUGUACUCAUAGUACAUUUGUUAUAGACCCAUUAACAGGCAAGGAGGCAGAUUUUUACCUGGAUCAAAGCUGCAUUGAUGUAGAGAAGGUGCUGCUAAAAGCUAUACGUUGCAACCGAUAUACACGUUUGCUUGAAAUUAGUAAAGAGCUUACUAAGAAUGGUAAAAUCUUUAGAGGUGCUGGUGAUGUUCUCCUUCAUUGUCAUUUAGAUGAAACAGACAUGGAUCGUAAGAAAGAUGCGAGGUUUGUUGCGAGGGAAUCAGAUGGACAAGAAGUACUCUAUGUGCGUGCUUAUAGUUCAGCAUUUUUCAUUCUGGGAAUAAACAUAAGAAAUGGACGUUAUCAGCUUCAGUCAUCCAGAAAUAUCAUUAUUCCAUCAGCCUUGGCAGAUUCUGAAGAAAUUCUAAACCAGGGAACUGUUAAUGUAGCUGAAAUCUUCAUUAAUUUGCGGAGCAAAUCUGUUUUGCACUUGUUUGCAUCCAUCGGCAAGUUUUUGGGUCUUCAGGUAUAUGAAAAUGGUUUUUCUUCAGUGAAAGUGCCGAAAAGUAUCUUAAGUGGUUCAAGUUUUUUAUUAAUGGGAUUCCCUGACUGUGGCAGCUCAUAUCUUUUGCUUAUGCAAUUGGAUAAGGGUUUCAAAAUUGUCUUUGAACUGCUUGAGACACAGCCAGAACACCCUGGUAAGUCUAGCAACUUCGUUGUUGGGCGUUCGAAGAAAAUUGAUGUUGACCAGAUGCAGAUGCUUGAAGAUGAAAUGAAUUUGAGCAUUCUUGAUUUGAGAAAAGUUAGAGCUUUGUUUCCUGGAGUUGGGAGUCCCAGUCAGCCUUCUGAAUAUGGUCUGCUGUCUGAUUUUAGUCAUGAGGGUUUGAUGCCAGUUACUCUAUGUCCACCGUCAAGUUUUUCCUCUGUUAUUGAUGAAAUUUUUGAGCUUGAAAAGGGAACCCCCGCACCUUAUUCUGGUGCUAAUAUUUCUUCUUCAAUGAAUACUUCUAGUGCAUCUCAUUUGGCCUCUCCACCUAUGAACCUUCCUCUCUCUAGAGUUGGGAUUUCUUCACCAAAGUGGGACGGAAAUGUUCAAAUGUCACACAUCAAUCCUGCUGUCAAAUUAUCUACCCACCAUAAUGCUUCUCGGUAUUCAGCACCCAUUGCCAAAGGAUUAAGUCAGUCAUCUUCUGUUAAUUCAAUUUCUUUCGCCCAGCAGAGGAACAGUGCUAUGCAAAAACUUUCAGUUUCUAAGUCAGAGCAGGACCUUGUUUCUCUUAGGUCACCGCAAUCAGUUGAAGUUAGUUCUUUUAGGUCAGUGGAUGAAGAUCAUCUGAGGAUUAUGAAUGAACAAUCACGUGAUGCAAUCUCUAGGAGAUCACUUCCUCUUUUGUCUCCUCAGUCAGCUGGUGCUAAUGGAACUGCACCUAAAUCAUGGGCUACAACCCCCUUAUGUUACAGAACUGUUCCCGAAAAUGAUACAAAUUCUAGAAAAAGGGAAGUUUCAGAAAUGCUGAAUUCUUUGCCAUCACUUCGGGGUCUUGUUCAUGGAAUUUCAAAGAGGAGAAGAUUAUCAUUUGACCAGCCUUCAGUAUCUUCUGCUGUUUCACCGAAUUCAAUCCGUAAUCCUGAAGGAUACAGUUACGGUGAUCUUUUAGCUGAAGCAAAUAAAGGAAAUGCGCCUUCAGGAGUAUAUAUAUCAGCACUUCUCCAUGUGGUCAGGCAUUGCUCUCUUUGUAUCAAGCAUGCCAUGCUGACUAGCCAGAUGGAGGCUCUAGACAUUCCGUAUGUUGAAGAAACUGGUCUUAGAAAUGCAUUUGUGAACAUUUGGUUUAAACUCCCAUCUGCUAGAGGAGAUUCGUGGCCACAUAUCUGCUUGCGACUGGGUAAACCUGGAAGUUUAUGCUGGGAUGUGAAGAUUAAAGAUCAACAUUUUGGAGACCUGUGGGAGCUUCAGAAGGGUAGCUACAAUACACCAUGGGGAAGUGGUGUUCGAAUAGCCAACACAUCUGAUGCAGACUCUCAUAUCCGUUAUGAUUCUGCAGGCGUUGUUUUAAGUUACCAGUCAGUUGAAAUGGAUAGCAUUAAGAAGCUUGUAGUUGACAUUCAUAGACUAUCUAAUGCGAGAAUGUUUGCACUUGGAAUGCGGAAACUGUUGGGUGUUAAGUCUGAAGAGAAACUAGAGGAAGGUGCAAAUUCUGAUGGUAAACUAGCAGUUGGUGCUAAGGGCACUAUUGACGGAGUUGACAAAUUCUCAGAACAAAUGAGGAGGGCGUUCAGAAUUGAAGCAGUUGGGCUUUUGAGUCUCUGGUUCAGUUUUGGUUCUGGGGUCCUGGCUCGUUUUGUUGUCGAGUGGGAAUCUGGUAGAGAAGGAUGCACAAUGCAUGUUUCGCCAGAUCAGCUCUGGCCUCAUACUAAGUUCCUUGAGGAUUUCAUAAAUGGAGGUGAAGUAGCAUCCUUGCUGGACUGCAUUCGGCUCACAGCUGGACCUUUACACGCACUUGCUGCAGCAACACGACCUGCUCGAGCUGGUCAGGCUGCUAUUGUUCCGGGAGUUGGCUCAACUAUGCCUGCUUCAUCCAGACAAGGGACUCAUGUUUCAGCUCAAGGAGUUGCUCCUAAUAGUUUGUCACCAAAUUUGGUUCAGGGAACUGCUGGUAAUGCUGGCAAUUCUGUUGCAUCUGCAGCUACUGCUGCUGCUAUUGGGAAUCAUCCAGGUGUCAUGUUGGCUGCUGCUGGUAGGGGUGGCUCAGGCAUUGUUCCCAGCUCAUUGUUGCCUAUUGAUGUUUCUGUCGUCUUACGAGGGCCUUACUGGAUAAGAAUAAUAUACCGCAAACAUUUUGCAGUUGACAUGCGAUGCUUUGCAGGAGAUCAGGUCUGGCUUCAACCGGCCACACCCCCAAAGGGAGGCCCUUCUGUUGGGGGGUCAUUACCCUGUCCUCAGUUUCGGCCUUUUAUCAUGGAGCAUGUUGCUCAGGAAUUAAAUGGUUUGGAACCUAAUUUUGUUAGUGGGCAACAUACUGUUGGAGUGUCCAGUUCCAACAAUUUGGUCCCUGGUUCAAGUCCACAACUUGCUACUGUAAAUGGAAGCCGAGUUAAUUUUUCAAGUGCUUCUGGACUCUCUAGGCCAGGAAGCCAAGCUACUGCUAUGAACCGUGCUGGAAAUUCCCUAGCACCUUCUAACAUGGCUGCCGCCAGCGCAGGAUUGGCUACACGGAGAUCUCCUGCUGCAGGUGUCCCUGCUCAUGUUAGAGGAGAGUUGAAUACAGCUAUCAUUGGCUUAGGUGAUGAUGGUGGAUAUGGUGGUGGGUGGGUUCCGCUUGUAGCUCUUAAAAAGGUUCUCAGAGGGAUUUUAAAAUAUCUAGGGGUUCUGUGGCUUUUUGCCCAGUUACCUGACCUCUUGAAAGAGAUCCUUGGUUCAAUUUUAAAAGAAAAUGAGGGUGCACUGUUGAAUUUGGAUCAGGAGCAGCCAGCUUUGCGCUUUUUCGUGGGAGGCUAUGUGUUUGCCGUGAGUGUCCAUAGAGUUCAGCUUCUCCUUCAAGUUUUGAGUGUGAAGCGCUUCCAUCAUCAACAGCAACAACAGCAGCAGAACUCUGCCUCAGUGCAGGAGGAAUUGACACAAUCUGAAAUAAGUGAGAUAUGUGACUACUUCAGUCGGCGUGUUGCAUCAGAGCCAUAUGAUGCCUCACGUGUAGCAUCAUUUAUCACCCUUCUCACAUUGCCAAUAUCGGUUUUGCGAGAGUUCUUGAAACUUAUAACAUGGAAAAAGGUUAUGUCCCAAUCACAAGGUGGAGAUGUAGCACCUGCUCAAAAACCUCGUAUAGAAUUAUGCCUUGAAAAUCAUGCUGGUUUGAAUAUGGAUGGGAUUUCGGGAAACUUAUCUGCCACUAAAAGUAAUAUCCAUUAUGACCGGCCCCAUAACUCGGUUGAUUUUGCUCUCACUGUUGUUUUAGAUCCUGCUCACAUACCUCACAUAAAUGCUGCGGGUGGUGCUGCUUGGUUACCAUACUGCGUGUCAGUGAGGUUAAGAUAUUCGUUUGGGGAGAGCCCGACUGUUUCCUUCCUUGGUAUGGAAGGAAGCCAUGGUGGCCGUGCUUGUUGGUUGAGAGUUGAUGAAUGGGAAAAAUGCAAACAGAGGGUAGCUCGUGCCAUAGAAGUUCCUGGAUGUUCACCUGCAGAUAUUGCUCAAGGGAGGCUGAGACUAGUUGCUGAUAACGUCCAAAGGGCGUUGCAUUUGUGUUUGCAGGGAUUAAGAGAUAGCAGUACUGGAGGUCCUGGAAGUUCUGGGUCUACGUAAUAUAUUCCACUGUACCUUAUAACAUGAUAAUUCUUCUGUUUAUUCGAAUCUACAGUUCCAUAUCAUGAAAAUUAUGCUGGAUCAAGAUUGAGGAGAGUCAGUGGUGUAACUUUUGAUUGACCUAGGUAGCAGGCAAUUUGAUCGUCAGUUGAACAGAAAUUAGAAGCAGCUGGCUGGGUUACCCAAGACCUUCCUAUCACGUUCAAUCAAUUUCAUCAUCUUGUUUUCAUUGGUUAGUAGCUUGAGUCCCUGAUGCUUGAAAGGCAUGAUUUGUCAGUAGGGUGUAUCAUAUUUUUGAAAAUUACGGUAUGUACUAAAAAUUAAUUUAGGUAUUAGUUCAUCUUGUACAGAAUAGUCACGGGCCUAGAAAUUGUGUAAAGCUAUAGUUGGAAUUGUUUGGCCCAUUGCUUAUAUAAUUCCGUAACCAUUUUCUAAGGGAUAUUAUACUGUAAACUAGUGCUCAAAAAUAGUGUUUUGACUGUUUUGGGUUGAAAUGUACCUUUAGCGUCCCACAAGAACUCUUGGGUUGUAGUUGGAAGUUAUUCAACACGAGAGAAAGUCUUUGAAAUUUGUGUGGGAAAAUGAAAGUAAUGAAUUCAAAAAAUAGGUUUUAUGUUUUUCGGUGUUCA
Messenger RNA from Beta vulgaris subsp. vulgaris (sugar beet), 6279 nucleotides. RefSeq names its product mediator of RNA polymerase II transcription subunit 14. Gene Ontology annotation, cellular component: core mediator complex; mediator complex. Gene Ontology annotation, biological process: regulation of transcription by RNA polymerase II. The transcript has 8 exons. Lineage: Eukaryota; Viridiplantae; Streptophyta; Magnoliopsida; Caryophyllales; Amaranthaceae. The record is from RefSeq and is a predicted model, not a curated record. Gene Ontology annotation, molecular function: transcription coregulator activity. The coding region runs from base 305 to 5650 and encodes 1781 amino acids.